AGAAGAAGAAGAAGAAGAAGAAGAAGAAGAAGAAGAAGAAGGAGGAGGAGGAGGAGGCCACGCAGCAGGGAUGAGUGGAUGCCGUUUCUACGGCGGUUGCCGUGGCCAGCGGAGUGACGUGCGUGUGCACAUGCCGGUCCGUAUGCUGUGUGGUAGGAGACAGAACGGUCGCAGCCCCCUCUUCACUCUCAUCAUACUAUUCCCAACAUGAACUUUCACGGUCCUCCAUCCACUCACUGAGUCACUGCGAGCAAGCUAUGAAGUUUUCAUUGCAAAUUCACAACAAGAACAUCAGCCGGGCUCUAGUCUCGUCUCGUCUAAUCCUGAAGCUCUUCUGAGAGACCGAUCCAGGAGAGGAGGACCGUUAUGGAUUAUAAGUGUAGUGAGAUGUUCUCCUGUUGUGAAUGAUUCAUCAUCUGAGCCUCAGCUCUGAAACGCAUCCAAGCCUGGAAGCAAAGUUCAGUCUUUACAGCAAGAAUAAAGGUUCGUCCCUGACACACUGGCAGCUGGACAAGUGGCUUGAGAAGGUUCAUAAAACUCAACAGUCAGAUCACGACCCAGGAGGUCACGGCUCUGGUGCAGGCUUCGACUCUGAAAGAGGACCAUCUCCAGGAAGAUACUGGGACAGAGAUUCAGGCCUUGGAAGAAGAGGAAGCUACAGCCCAAACCAGAGCCCUGAACCCAGCCCGAAACUGACAAACUGCCCUUCCACAGCAUCAUUCCAAACACAACCCAGCUCACAAAGAGACUCCACAAAAACAUCCCGCUAGUGCUGGUCCUACUAGCUCCAGGUCCAACUUCAGCCCCAAAACAAAGGCUAGGAACUUGUCUACCACUAACUGUAACACUGAGCAUAGACACAGUGAUCAUAAGAGCAAAUUGAGUCACAGUUUAAAUUCCAAACCGAAGCCUAGCCCCACACCCAAAUUUAAGGUUGUGACUGAGACAAAAUCGGUCCAGAGUUCUAGCUCUAGGCCAUCACCUUGGCCUGCUCCAGAGAUUGCAGCUAGGUCCCACUCAAAACCUCAAAACUCAAGACAGCACCAGCAUAAAACCAGACACAAAAUCCAGAGAGGAAGUUCCCAGCACUAGAACUUCUCAGAAGGAUCAAAAUCCAAGGGGUCAAGAGCCAGAUUCGCAUAGCCGAGGUAAGGCCCAAGGAAGAGCCCUGGUCCAAAUUACAGAAACUCAAAGUCACAGGAGACUGGCGGAGGAGCAGCUAAUAAGGCAACGUUGGGUCCGAAGUUCUGAGGAAGAGGAGGAGGAAGAGGACAGGAGAAAAGAGAAAGGAGAAAGAGAAAAGAAAAGGAGGAGGAGGAGGAGGAAGGAGCACAAUGCUGAAUGGCAGGCGGUAUAGCCUAAGCAGAGACCCCACACCAACAGUCAGCAUCAGCUGUGAACUGAAUGCACUGGGCCUGAGCAGGAGGUCAAGAAGUGGAAGAAGAGGAGGAGAAGCAGUGAAGAACACUCCUCCAAUCCUGGAGUUGUAGACUCCAACCCUUCUCCUCAAUUGUCCCCACCUUCGCCUACUCCUGUUGUCCAGCCAACAUGGUGGCCUUUUACCUCUUCUUCCUCUUCUUCCUCAGAAUCAGACUCUGAGCUUAGUCCACCCCCAAAUGUUGCUAAAGUUCCUGCAGACUCUACAUCCAAUCAGAGACCUGCACCAAAGCAAAGGCAUAAGGAGCAAUGUCGACCUUCGGAGUUUCAGAUCAAAUGAUGCUUCUCCAGAUGAAGGACAACAGCAUUCGGGCAGACACAAACUCCACACACUGGUGGUACAGAGAAAUCCUCUGCUGUCUCUCAUCGAUGACUGAGGAAUCUGGUAGUCAAGAUAGACCUGUCACUUCUGGCCAGAGUCCCUAACACAAUUGAGGUCCCACGCGGGGGUCUUCAUCUUCAUCAUCCUCUUCAUCUUCUGCUAAAGCUAACGAAAAGAUCCCUGUGAGACAUCAGUACUACCAAGACCAUGGACCGGCAGAUGCCAAAAGCAAACGGAAGGCUGAGAAUGGAGAGGCUCAAAGGGAAAGUAAGAGAAGCCAUGUUCACUCUGAAAAGCUCCCAGUUUCCACACACUCAGCUGACACUGAAAAGAAAGAGGCUCGGUCCAACAAGCAGAAUGAAUGCAGCAUUCAGACGAGCAACAUACAGUACAAUCCCACCAAGAGACAGAGACUCUACCGGGAAAAAAUCACAGGGAGAGAAUUUAUACCUUGUGAGGUGGAAGAACUUUUCAUCAGAUGAUGACACCUGGGAGCCCAAAGCUCACCUGGAGGAUUGUAGAGAGGUGCUGCUGGCUUAUGAGAGGUCUCUGGCUGAGAAGAAACUUAAGAAAGACCCCAGUAUGAAGCUGACUAUGAAGAGUGAACUGUUUGAUGCAAACUCUGAGAGUGACAGCGAUAAAGAUAAAUUAAAAGAAUCCCCUAGUAAGAAAAAGAAAAAACACACAGAGGAAUCUGAGGAUAAGAAGUCUGAAAAGGACAAGAAGAAAAAGAAGGAGAAAUGGAAGGAGGACCAACCAUUGCCUGCUCCUGAGUCUGAUGAAGAAGAGGAAAGAGUCCCUACACUACCACCUACUAAGAAAGAUAAGCCCACAGAUUCCCAGAAGCGAGCUAUUAAAAAGGAAGAGGAUGAGAACGACGACGCUCCUGCAAAGAAACGCAAAAAAGAAAUCAAAGUUAAAGACGGAGGGAAGCAAAAGAAAGAAAUCGUUGAAGAAAGGAAGAAAGAAAAGGCAAAGUCAGAAAAAGAGAUUGAGUCCUCGGGUGAUGAGACAGACAAGAGUGAUGCACCGUCCGAAUUAUACGCCGAUGACACUUCUUCGACAGGAAACCUCCACGUCACAGCAAAACCUACAACUGCCAAAACCACAGAGAAGUCCUCUCGGAGUGAAAGUGGGAGUGAUCAUUCCAAGGCAAACCAGAAGAAGAACAAAUCUGAACUGAAGCUGCAAGGUUUCAAAGACUUGGUUCAGGACAUGAACCCCAAAAAGACAGACAGUUCUGCUCUGCUGCUCAGAGAGAGUGGUCUAAACAAGUCGAAGAGCCUGACUAGCAGUAAGAGCAGCAGCAAGUCAUCGCGCAGUGAGGAUGAGCCUGACUUCAGCGAUGCCGGGGCUACAGCAAAGGCAAAAAGCAAGCCUAAAGGUCUGGACUCGAACUCUGCUCCUCAAAAGGAUUUGUCUGGAUCUUCAUCCUCUACGGUUUUAGCCGCUCCCAGCAAGCCGAGAGAGGAGGAACGGCCGAAGGAGCAAAAGGAAGAAACUGUAGAGAAGGGUGCUGCACCUAAUAAUCUCUUUGAGAAGUUUUUGCUCAACUGUGAGGCCAAGGAUCGUGUGCCCAGGAAACAGGCAGCUCACACACCAAAGAGUUCAGUAAAGCCUGACAAAAAAGCGAGAGAGGAAUCUCCAGUGCAGAAGACUGAGUUUGAUCAGGUAAAGGAGGGCACUAUUGCCAUGGAGGCAGAUGAGAGACGAGAAAAGAGCGCACAGGAGUCAGAAAAGAGUGACCGGUCAAAUGAACCAGUGGCCGAGAUGAAGGAGGAUGUACAGCGUGAGCAGAAAGAAGAGCAACGAAGAAGGAAAGAAAGACUUGAGGAGGAGGAGGAGAAAAAGAGGAAGGAGAAGCUUUAGGAGUCUCAGAGAGAACGAAAGGGGAAAAUGGAAGAGGCACAGAAAGAGAGACAGAGACUGGCAGAGGAUGUCCGAUUAGAUCGGUCGGACAGGAGACCCGCAGUGGAGGCUAUGGCAUCUACUGAGUCGACCGAAGACUUGAGUUGGAAGGAGAGAAGAAGGAAAAGGACGGAAGACAGCGAGUCUCGCCUCCUUGUCACUUGCGAUGACAAUCAGGACUCUCAAGACUCCUGGAACUCUCUGACAAAACUCCUGUACAUUGUGUACAAUCUCGGAGUUGAGCUGAAUCUAGACUGGAUGACACUGGAAGACUUUCAAAAAAAACUCGAAUGGAGAGGAUGAAAAUCCAUCCUUAACUCCCACUGAGCUGCGGGAUGCUGUAAAAAAUGGGAAUCAUAUGGCUGUGAAACGUGCACUCGGUUCCAAAGAAGACUAUAACCUGGACCAGCAGGCUGUUGACCUCAUUUUUGGCCCAGUGGAGGAGGACAGUGAUGAGGCAGACCAUGCAGAAGAGGAGGAGGAGGAGGAAGUGUCAGAGGAAGAAAAUAUCACUGAAAAUGAUGAGUUUGUUCCAACUGACGAGGAGGAACCAAGUGACGAAGAGGAGCCUCCUGAAACUGGAGAUGUUUUCCAAUCCAAAAAUGGAAAUAUUCUCUGGUCCUCCAUUCCUCCAAGCAACCGACGCAAUAUUUUGGGGGCAGCACAGGAGAGGAGCCCCAGAGGGCCAACAAAGUAUGCUAUCACUCUUGCUGUUAGCAUAAAGUCAACCUUUGAGUUGUUUAUAUCAGAGGAAAUUCAAAAGAUAGUGCUAGUAAUGACUAAGGAGGGAUGUCGUGUGUAUGGUGACAGCUGGAGGAAAUGAGAUAAAAUAGAUUUACAGGGAUAUCUAGGACUUUUAAUUCUUGGUGGGGUCUACAGGUCCAGUAAAGAGGUUUACAUCCAGCCUAUGGCAUGCUCAGACUGGGAGGGCAAACUGGCUGCCAUUCGACAGGUCUGGGAUAAGUGGGUGUGUCGCCUGCAGCGCAUGUAUAAUCUUGGCACUGAUGUGAAAAUGGAUAAGUGCCUGGUCCCUUUCAAAGGGCGAUGUGGAUUCAAACAGUAUUCAGAUGUGGCCUUUAACCUUCCUAUUUUGCCUGCGUGGACAGAGCGGGGAGAGCAGCAACUAGAAAAUAAAAUAGACCCCCCGUAUAACAGCAGAACCAUUCAUCAUGCACAGUAUUAAAUAUGCUCACUGAUGCGAAUGGGAAUUUAAAGGGUUGGAUAAUAUGGAUGUCGUAACCGGAUUGGUGCGCAACAUGAACAGCUGAUUAUCAGCUGAUGCAUGCUUGACGACAUGGCCUGCCUGAACUAACGCAAUGCUUAAUUUUUCUAAAAAAGGAAACCAAUUAGUUGUUCGUUUUAAGAGACCCGUCUUAUUUUCUCUUGUAUAUGUAACCUUCCUAUCUUCCCUGGGUCUUUUUGACCUGGCUGGAAGGUUUUAAUGUGUCAUAACUUGGGUUUUCUUCCACAUAUUUGCCUGAAAUGUACCAGGAUUGUUCCAAAUUAUGGACUUUGCAAGUAAAAUUAAUUUUGUCUAUUUUCGUUGAACAAUGUGUUUGUGAAAUAAAUACUUUGCGUUUUGGAUCCGCUUGGGUCAUUUUGACCCGGCCACAUUUAGUGGGGCAAUAGGUCACACAGGUUUUAUUAUUUGCUGACAUUAAAAAUGGUCAAAAUGGUUUCAAAGCAAUCUCCUGCCCUUGAAAUAUACCAGUCUGUAAUUGUGCAUCAACUUCUGUGUCUCUAAAGUGAAAAUAAUUCAAAAUUUCUGUUUUUUU
This is a messenger RNA of Tachysurus fulvidraco (yellow catfish), 5442 nucleotides long. Its product is annotated as M-phase phosphoprotein 8-like. Gene Ontology annotation, biological process: negative regulation of transcription by RNA polymerase II; chromatin organization. The transcript is spliced from 12 exons. Gene Ontology annotation, cellular component: pericentric heterochromatin. The record is from RefSeq and is a predicted model, not a curated record. The coding region runs from base 1967 to 3628 and encodes 553 amino acids. Gene Ontology annotation, molecular function: chromatin binding. NCBI's taxonomy places the organism in Eukaryota, Metazoa, Chordata, Actinopteri, Siluriformes, Bagridae.